UAAAAAUGAAGGUUAUAAUCUUAGUCAUACUCUUGUUAGGUCUGGUGCUUUCUGGCCCAGUCACUAUGGAUAGGGAUACUGACCAUGGUCAUGGAGAUGAAUUCUACAACAAACUUAGAGCUGAAGAAGGACAGAAAAAACUUAAAAUCCACAUAGUACCUCACUCUCAUGAGGAUGUAGGAUGGAAGUUAACUCCAGAUGAAUACUUUUCAGGAUUCGACUGGUCUAUCAAGCCAGGAGCAUCUCAGUAUGUACUUAGUACAAUGUAUGAUGCCUUGAUGGAUCAUCCAGACAGAAAAUUCACUUGGGUCGAAAGCUACUUCUUUGAAAGGUGGUGGUACUACCAAUCAGAAGAGGUCCAAAACAAUGUUAGACAACUUAUAAAAGAAAAGAGACUUGUCUUUGCUAACGGAGGAUGGUCCAUGAGUGAUGAAGCUACUUUACAUUAUGAAGACUUUAUAAACAACAUGAAGGCAGGACAUGAUUUUUUAAAAAGAGAAUUUGACUAUAAGCCUACGGUUGGGUGGCAGAUCGAUACUUUUGGUCAUCAGUCAGCAACUGCCGGGCUAUUUGCUGAAAUGGGAUUCAGUUCUUGGUUUAUCGCAAGAGCAGACAUUCAGGAUAAGAAGAGCAGAUUAGCAAACAAGGAAAUGGAGUAUCUUUGGAGACCAUUCAACAAGUCACUCGGAGCUAGAUCUGAGAUCUUCACUCAUUUUACCUAUCAGCACUAUGACCCUCCUCAAGGGUUCAAUUAUAAUGAUGCAGCUACAGAUGACCCUGUUGUAGGAGAUAUACUUCUUGAAACAUAUAACUUAGAUGAAAGAGCUGAAAAAUUCAGAGAUUAUCUUCUCCAUAUGUCUCAGCAUUAUAAGACCGAGAACUUAUUUGUACUAUUUGGAGAUGACUUCGGGUUCGCUAACUCUCAAAGAUUUUUUAAGAGCCUUGACCUCAUUAUGGAUUAUAUGAAUGAGAUCUAUGAUGAUAUGGAGCUAUUCUAUAGUACUCCUUAUGAUUACAUUGAUGCUCUCCAAUCUGAAGAUAUUGAAUGGCCUGUUAAGUAUGAUGAUCACCUUCCAUACUCAGAUGAAACUAAUGCUUAUUGGACUGGAUUUUAUACCUCGAGGACUAGCAUUAAAGGAUACAUCAGAGAAUCUUCUCAGGACCUAAACUCACAAAGUAUUUUCCUUGCAAUGGAUUAUCUUAUCAAUGGUGCUCAAACCUUCUCUGCUUUUGAUGACCAUUAUAAGCAACUAGGAGUUUCUUGUCAUCACGAUGCUAUCACAGGAACUGAGAACCAAAAAGUAGCUAAUUAUUAUAUGAAAACUCUUCAUAAAACUCAUUCAAAGUUCAAAGAGCAAUUCGCCAAAUCUUUUGAGAAUAUAUUCAAAACUGGGCUUGAGAAUCUUAGUAUGUGCAAGUUAAAGAAUUCUACUUUCGUCGAUUGCCCUACUAAAGAUUUUGACCAAGAGAUGGUCAUUGUCAUUCUUAAUGAAGUAAAUGAAAGAAGUGAGGAAAAAUCAGAAGAAUUUACUACAGGUCAAAUUUCAUAUAACAUCGCAAAAGUGCCUAUCCCUCACUCUCAAAUUACUGUAUUUGACGAUGAAGAUAUGGAGGUUGAAUCUGACAUUAUCUGAGAGAACGAAGAUGGAACAGAUUGUACUCUAUAUUUCAGAGCUGAUGUGUCUUCAUUUACAGCCAAGAUUUUCACUCUGAAAAAGAUAAGUCAGCCAUCACAUUUACUGUCAACCUCGAAGAAAGAAAUUCAAGCUGGAAAUCAGCAGCUGGUAAUUAACUCGAUUGAUGAGGAAGGAGUUCAUCUCGAGUUUACUAAUAGUGAAGAGAACACUGAACAGCUAACUCUUGCUUACAAGUAUUAUGACUCAUAUGAUUGGAUCAUCGGUCAAAAAUCAGGAGCUUAUGUAUUUAGGCCAUACUACAAAGAGAAGAGACCCGAGAAUUACAAUACUUUCUUGCGCCAAGAAGUCUUUGAUGGAAAGCUUCUCAAACAAAUAAAGCUUUUAGGAGAUGAAGUUGACACAAUCCUUACCUUGACCGAUGGAGAUGAUUUUGUAAAGGUAGAAAGUUACUUAAAGGGGAUUCCUAAAACUCCAACAGGAAGAGAAGUAGUCCUCUCUCUUAAAGUCAAGGAUUUCAAUAACAAUAAAGUGUUCUAUACUGAUACAAUGGGACUAGAGAUGCAAAAAAGAGUGCUUAAUUACAGAAGCUCUUGGGAUCUGAAAGUAGACCAACCAAUAUCUGGAAACUAUUAUCCAAUAAAUCAUGCUAUUGCUAUUAAAGAUCAAGAUAAAAUAUUUGAAGUUUUAAAUGACAGAUCUCAAGGAGGAAGCAGUCUGGAAAAUGGCGAAAUUGAGAUUAUGAUACAGAGAAGAACUUAUAAAGAUGAUUCUAGAGGUGUACAUGAAGCAUUGAAUGAAGUUAACCCAGAAUCUCCUGAUGAAAGGGGAAUAUCCAUAGACACUACUCACUACUUUAGGAUUUAUUCAUCUCUUACAGAAAGAUCGAUGAGACAAAAUUCUAGAAUAAUGCAAAAGAAUAUAGAUGUGCCCCUCACCUUCCUCUUCGGUACCAAGUCUACUCCCUCUCUCAAUACUCUCAAGCUAACCCAGUUCAGCGAAGUCCUCGACCUGCCUCCCCAAAUCAAAGCUGUGUUCUUGCCUGAGCAUGAUGGCACCCUCUUCCUCAGACUCGAGAACAUCCUCGACUUGUUCUCAGCUUCUGACUCGGCCAUCGUCGACGUAGAAGCAAUGGCUGCUCACCUGGGCUUGUUCAUGGGCCUUAGAGUGGAGUCAGUUGUCGAAGUUUCUAACACCGGACUCUACUCAAUGGCUGAGAUGCAGGAAGUCAAGCUACACUGGAAGGGAGAAGACUAUACAAGCAAGCCUGUGAGCUAUGAGUCAGACCCAAGCAAGGUUGAGUUGGAGCCACAAAGAAUCAGAUCUUUCAGACUCACUUUCACUUAAUCUUCAUAACUACUUUGGCUACAUAAUCUGAAUAUGGGGCUC
Moneuplotes crassus is the source of this 3023-nucleotide messenger RNA. Lineage: Eukaryota; Ciliophora; Spirotrichea; Euplotida; Euplotidae. The record is from the annotation of a GenBank genome assembly.